Aplosporella prunicola CBS 121167 is the source of this 1867-nucleotide messenger RNA. RefSeq names its product GMC oxidoreductase. Lineage: Eukaryota; Fungi; Ascomycota; Dothideomycetes; Botryosphaeriales; Aplosporellaceae. The transcript has 2 exons. The coding region runs from base 1 to 1803 and encodes 600 amino acids. Gene Ontology annotation, molecular function: flavin adenine dinucleotide binding; oxidoreductase activity, acting on CH-OH group of donors. The record is from RefSeq and is a predicted model, not a curated record.
AUGUCUUCUGUUAACACUUCUUCGACCGAUUCUCUUGACGAGUCAUAUGACUAUGUUAUCGUAGGUGGAGGCACCUCGGGGCUCGUCGUAGCCUCAAGGCUUACAGAAGAUCCUCGCGUGCGCGUUGUUGUUUUCGAGGCGGGAGCAAAUCGCUUGGACGAUCAAAGAAUUACUAUACCCGGCCUUGCUCCUUCAAUAUACAACGACCCGGAUUUUGAUUGGGGUUUUCUGAGUGUGCCGCAGGAAAGCCUUGAUGGCAGAGUCAUUGGACAUUCCAUGGGCCGCACGCUUGGCGGAUCCUCUGCUAUCAACCUGGGGAUGCUCGUUUAUCCAGGCAAAGUAACCUUUGAUGCAUGGGAAAAGCUGGGAAACCCAGGCUGGGAUUGGGACUCCUUUGCGCCGUAUCUUCGGAAAUUCCACACCUAUCACGCGCCCUCCGACAAAGUUAAGACUCAACUUGGAAUCGAAGUCAAAGAGCAACUUCAAGGCGGAGAUGGUCCAAUUCAUGCCACUUUUGGUACGGAUUACAUGGCGUACCACGAGGCUUGGACCCCCGCAUUCAAAGCCCACAAUUACGAGUUGACUGGAGAUCCCAUCGAAGGACUCGCCAUAGGACCCUUCGCUGCUGGCGGUACUAUCGAUCCUGCCACCAAGACGCGCAGUCACGCCGGUUCUGCUUAUUACAACGAAGAAGUAGCCAAGCGCCCAAAUCUCCGCGUUGUCACCGAAGCUCUUGUUGAAAAGGUAGUUAUGGAAGGGGAAAGUGCAACCGAAGUUCUCAUAACCGGCAAAGAUGGUGUACAGCGCAAAGUCAAAGCUAGUAGAGAAAUCAUUCUGGCUGCUGGCGCUAUGAAGUCCCCUCAGAUUCUUGAGCUUUCGGGUAUUGGGAAUCCGGAAAUAUUGGAGCCCAAAAGAAUAAAGGUCCUCAUUGAGAACAGCGGUGUUGGAGAAAACUACCAAGACCAUGCACUGUGCCCUCUGAGCUGGGAAGUUGCCGAUGGACAACCCUCUGGUGACAUGGUGCGGAUCCCCGAAGUCGCUGCUGCUGCUAUGGAAGCGUAUCAGACUGCAAAGGCUGGGCCAUUAGGUCAGGUGUCAUUCCUUUCUGCGUAUAUGCCGGUGGUGGACAUGUCGGAAGAAGACACUCGACAGCUUCUCAAGCAAUACUUGCCGAAAAGUAGCAGAAGGGAAGAGCUUCUCAAGGAAAUGCUGCUCAUGCCAAGGGAAGCUUCCGGCCAGUACAGCUUUGUGCCACUCCAGUUGGCGUCUAAGGCCGGCCCGCUUGCGAAAGGAAUCUUUGGCAUGCCAGAGGACGGGAACUACGUGAGCAUAAUCGUCGUGCUCAACCAUCCCUUCUCCCGUGGAUCUGUUCAUAUCAACUCGACAAACCCAACGGACCUGCCAACCGUCGACUCCGGCUACUACAGAAAUGGAAUCGAUAUGGAAAUCACUGCUCGGCACCUGCUGUGGGUCGAGAAGCUGAUGGCCACGGACCCGAUGGCGCCGCUAUUGAAAAAGGGCGGGCGUUGCAUUCACAAUGACAAGCCGGUUGCUGAUUUAGAGGAAGCGAAGAGGGUUGCAAAGGAGACUGUUAUCUCCAACUACCACAGCUGUGGAACAUGCGCGAUGAUGCCAAAGGAAGAGGGUGGAGUUGUCAACGAGAAACUGAUUGUCCAUGGGACACGAAAUUUGCGGAUUGUGGAUGCGAGCGUCUUCCCGUUGAUACCGAGGGGAAACAUUCAGUCCAGCGUCUAUGCCGUCGCCGAGAAAGCUGCCGACAUGAUAAGAAAAGACAAUGCUUGAUGAAGAGUAGAAGUAAGCGUUUUGUUCAAAGAGAUAGCUAGGCGCUGAGUAAUCAAAGUUCACG